AUGUCUCUCAGUGGGGCGUCAUCGGACGGGUCAUCGGAUGAUUCCUACUGCGGUGAUGUAGAAACUAAUGACAACACAUCCCCAACUGGAUCGGAGUUCCAAGACGUCGACUCGCAACCAAAUAAAGGAAAUACGUUCGAACCGCUUGGCGAGUAUCUGGCGACACAAUACGAAGAUAUUGAACUCUAUAGACCCGGAGGCUUACACCCAAUCCACAUUGGGGAUUAUCUUGACGCGGACCAGAACUUCGAAGUGCUACAUAAGCUUGGGUUUGGUUCAUCGUCAACUGUAUGGCUCUGCUUCGAUCACUACUCGCGCUACUACCGAGCCGUCAAGGUCUUUACCGCCGAUACAUCGACCUUGCGGUGGUACGAUAACCCCCAAGUCCAAGCUCUGGCCGACCGGACCGUGGACGAAGCUCUGCCUCAUACCAUCGUUACUCCCCUCAAGAAGUUCUGGGUCAAGGGACACAACGGGAAGCAUCUUUGCUUGGUGUUGCCUGUCCUCGGACCGAAUCUCCUGGAUGGACUUGAAGGAGCAGGAUUGGAUACUCCCGACUACCUCCAAGAUCUCUGCCGCAGUCUCGCGGGCACAGUAAAUUAUCUCCACCAAAACGGUGUCAUUCACGGUGACAUUCGCCCCCAAAAGAUCAUGAGGGUCUUGGCGAGCCAGUGGAUGUGGACGGUUUCGCGCAGAGACCUCUUUGGGCGGUAUAUUCCCAAGCCCGAAUCGCGAAAGCUGAAACCGCUUAUUCGCAGCUUUGCCCACGACGGGCCCCGGUACCUAGUGUCCAGGGCUGACCUCGGCGCGCUCGAGCGCGAAUUCCGGACGAACAGGAUAGCCAUUGCGGAUUUCGGCCGGGUGAGCCAGUCCUCGGAUCUACUUGAACCGACACAAGUGCACUGUACCGGCUAUAGCGCGCCUGAAGUUAGGCUAAAGGGUAUUGCUGCUGGCGCUGCGAGUGACGUUUGGUCCCUGGCAGCGUGCCUUCAUAUUGUGCGCACUGGCAGAGAGCUACUGGCCGAUAUGAACUCCGAUACAGCAUACCUUGGUUGGCUCACCUGGGUCUUCGGUCCCGGCUUAACUUUACCUAUUAAUAAUAUUAGGGGUCUUCUCGCCCGGGAUGGCACUACCCUCGUCGAGAGUAAUGGUCGGGAGGAAGAGGAAGUACACAGGUGGUUGGACAGACGUGACAAGCCGGUGUCGAGAUAUAGGAGGGCAGACUCCAAGCGGACAUUUAAGAGGGCCGAAAGGACCGCGAUCAAGUCGCCAAUUUCUAAGAGCAAUGGCAGCACUGAUCUGGACUUGGACGAGGAAGAAGUCGAUGGUGACAGCGAGGCGUCUUCUCAGUCGGACACGAGCUCCGAUGGCUCCGAUAACUCUUUUGUAAACAGCCGCAGGAGAUCAAGGACAAGGACACCACCGGUCAAGCCACGUCCCGAGGUCAUAUUGCCCACUACUUAUGCCGAAUGGGACUUGCUGCGGGAGGAACACGCACAACGAACGGGAUUUCCGACUCUCUUGGACAAGUCUAUUGGAUCUACUGAGACUUGGCACGAGAUGUCUGAAUCAAUGAGGUCCCGGGGUCUGCUGUCUUCAGGUAUAAUGCGGAUGCGGCCCGGAUCACGGGAAUCCACUUCAUCUUCCCACGACGAAAGAUCCGAGAAGACUACAUCUCGGUCCAGGUCGAGAUCCCGACCGCCCUCAGAGGCACCCCCAGAGCUUAGGCGAAGUCCCCGGAUUAAGCGUCCGGCCGACGACGAAGAUACAAGCUGCAGCUGCAGCGUCAAAAAACAGAGGGCCGAAGAAAAGUCAGCCAUUGUGGUGCCCAAGAUUGAUGAAAGGGACCAAGUUUCCUGCAGCGAGACGGCGGAUGGAAUGAUCGAGUAUGUCUACAAAAUGCAGAGUUCCGAAGUAGCUUUAUUUGCGGAUCUUCUCAUGAACAUGUUGAUGCCGGAUCCGAAGCGGCGUUUUACGGCCAAGCAGGCACUAAAGCACCCAUGGUUCAAAAAGAGGAACGGCAAUUCAGCAAUCACGGCCUCAGUGGAGGCAAACACGGAUCAAGUCUGA
This is a messenger RNA of Pestalotiopsis fici W106-1, 2070 nucleotides long. RefSeq lists its product as uncharacterized. Gene Ontology annotation, molecular function: protein kinase activity; ATP binding. The transcript has a single exon. Gene Ontology annotation, biological process: protein phosphorylation; regulation of mRNA processing; spliceosomal complex assembly. NCBI's taxonomy places the organism in Eukaryota, Fungi, Ascomycota, Sordariomycetes, Amphisphaeriales, Sporocadaceae. The record is from RefSeq and is a predicted model, not a curated record. The coding region runs from base 1 to 2070 and encodes 689 amino acids.